This is a messenger RNA of Pelodiscus sinensis (Chinese soft-shelled turtle), 969 nucleotides long. The record is from RefSeq and is a predicted model, not a curated record. NCBI's taxonomy places the organism in Eukaryota, Metazoa, Chordata, Testudines, Trionychidae.
AUGACUGUGAUUAGUAACAACGUUAAUUGUCUGUUUCUCCCCACGCCGGACCCGUGGCCUGGACUUGCCCCUGACCGGAUCAACGCGGGUUUUGCCUCUGACAUUCGCACCCAUCAGCAAGUGAGUAACUCCAGCGUGGGCGUAGACCUGGAGUUCUACCCCAAGCCCACCAUUUCCCUCAGCCCCAGUGGGGAGCUGGCGCCAGGGUCGGACGUCUCUUUCUACUGCCACGGCUCGCGGUCGCGCGUGCGCUUCCGGCUGUACCGGGCGGGGGUGGCACUGAGGCACACGGAGCCAGCCAGCUCUACGGCCGAAUUCCGCAUCGCCAACAUCCGGCGGGAGGACGGGGGCAGCUACACCUGCCUCUACGAGAGCCUGACGGAGCCGCCCAGCGUGUCCCACCCCAGCGACCCCAUAGAGCUGGUGGUAGCAGGACGCAGCCGGCUCCCACCCGCCCAGGCAGCGCAGGGGGAGCUGGCGCCAGGGUCGGACGUCUCUUUCUACUGCCACGGCUCGCGGUCGCGCGUGCGCUUCCGGCUGUACCGGGCGGGGGUGGCACUGAGGCACACGGAGCCAGCCAGCUCUACGGCCGAAUUCCGCAUCGCCAACAUCCGGCGGGAGGACGGGGGCAGCUACACCUGCCUCUACGAGAGCCUGACGGAGCCGCCCAGCGUGUCCCACCCCAGCGACCCCAUAGAGCUGGUGGUAGCAGGUGCUGAUUCUGGUGGUCCCUGGAGACCCUACCCCACCCGGCCUAGGACGCAGCCGGCUCCCACCCGCCCAGGCAGCGCAGGGACAGAGUUCUACCCCAAGCCCACCAUCUCCCUCAGCCCCAGUGGCGAGCUGGCGCCAGGGUCAGACGUCUCUUUCUACUGCCACGGCUCGCGGUCGCGCGUGCGCUUCCGGCUGUACCGGGCGGGGGUGGCGCUGAGGCACACGGAGCCGGCCGGCUCCACGGCGCUGGAGGAC